CAGGCUGUAGGUUAUGCAUCACUGCUCUAUCUGAUAGGUCUUGGCAGAUGGGAAGAUUGUGGACCUGAUGUCAACAGUGAAGAAGGAUAACACUGGAACAGAUCUCAAGAAUCUCUUUAUUGGAUCUGAGGGCACUCUGGGAAUCAUCACCAAAGCUGCCAUGAGCUGUCCAACACGACCCAAGAAGGUGUGCAUUGCUGUAGUGAGUUGCGAGACAUACGAUGACAUCAUGAAGACCUUCAAGAUUGCACGGGACACCCUCAGUGAAAUCAUAUCUGCUGUGGAAUUUUACGAUGCAGUGAGACUCACC
Molecule: messenger RNA, 310 nt
Organism: Darwinula stevensoni
Lineage: Eukaryota; Metazoa; Arthropoda; Ostracoda; Podocopida; Darwinulidae
Source: the annotation of a GenBank genome assembly